This is a messenger RNA of Acomys russatus (golden spiny mouse), 1174 nucleotides long. RefSeq names its product RRAD and GEM like GTPase 1 (gene Rem1). Gene Ontology annotation, molecular function: GTP binding; calcium channel regulator activity; GTPase activity. Gene Ontology annotation, biological process: negative regulation of high voltage-gated calcium channel activity. Gene Ontology annotation, cellular component: plasma membrane. The record is from RefSeq and is a predicted model, not a curated record. The coding region runs from base 94 to 990 and encodes 298 amino acids. Lineage: Eukaryota; Metazoa; Chordata; Mammalia; Rodentia; Muridae. The transcript is spliced from 4 exons.
CACAGUUUAUCAGGACACAGAGAAGGGACUCCGGGCUCCAGACUUACUUCUUUUGGAAAGAAAGAGCCAAGGAAGGAAGAGAUCUCCCUGAGGAUGACCCUUAACUCCCAGCAGGAAGCAAAGACCACGCUGCGCCGUCGAGCCAGCACUCCACUGCCCUUGUCGGCCAGGGGCCACCAGCCUGGCCGCCUGUGCACAGCACCCCCUGUUCAAUCCCAGCAUCCACGACUGGGUCAGUCAGCCUCCCUCAACCCUCCCGUUCGGAAACCCUGCCCUGCCCAGGAUGGGUGGUCCUCUGAAUCCAGUGACUCUGAAGGCUCAUGGGAGGCCCUCUACCGGGUGGUGCUGCUUGGAGACUCCGGUGUUGGCAAGACCAGCCUGGCCAGCCUCUUCGCAGGGAAACAAGAACCACGGGACCUUCAUGAACAGCUGGGAGAUGUGUACGAGAGAACACUCUCAGUGGAUGGAGAGGACACCACACUGGUGGUUAUGGACACCUGGGAGGCUGAGAAACUGGGUGAAAGCUGGAGCCAGGAGUCGUGCCUGCAGGCGGGCAGCGCCUACGUCAUCGUGUACUCCAUCGCAGAUCGCAGCAGCUUCGAGAGCGCCUCAGAGCUCCGGAUCCAGCUGAGGCGCACGCAUCAGGCUGACCACGUGCCCAUCAUCCUGGUGGGCAACAAGGCCGACCUGGCCCGCUGCCGGGAAGUCUCCGUGGAAGAGGGCCGCGCCUGCGCAGUGGUGUUUGACUGCAAGUUCAUCGAGACUUCAGCCACUCUGCAACACAAUGUGACAGAGCUCUUCGAGGGCGUGGUGCGCCAACUGCGCCUGCGCCGCCAGGACAGCGCGGCCAGGGAGCCACCUUCCCCACGACGACGGGCCAGCUUGGGCCAGCGUGCCCGCCGCUUCCUGGCACGCCUGACGGCACGCAGCGCACAACGCCGGGCACUCAAGGCCCGCUCCAAGUCCUGCCACAACCUGGCUGUGCUAUGAGACCAGCGCUUCUCUGGGGUGACAGGACACUAUGGUGCCACCAAGGACCAAAGGUGCAUCUCCUGGAGUCCUCGUAGUGGACCUUACCGCUUGCCAGGAUGGCCAGAGCACUGUCAGGAGCCAGAGCAUCUCUAGGAGCCGAGGCUUUGAGGGCCUUUCCUGCCUAGGGAAGUGAUGAACAGAU